Striga asiatica is the source of this 976-nucleotide messenger RNA. The record is from the annotation of a GenBank genome assembly. NCBI's taxonomy places the organism in Eukaryota, Viridiplantae, Streptophyta, Magnoliopsida, Lamiales, Orobanchaceae.
UUAAAUUUAUUUACAAGACACGUAACCAAAACUCGUGAAAUAUGUUAUGUUAAAAUAAGUUUUGAGUCAUCAAAGUACGACUCACGUGACUUGAUCUCAUCUAAGCCUCUUUAUAUAAAUCUGUAGUAGCUCAGUCCUCAAACUCCACACUAUAAUCGCAUUAUCUGUUUUUUCUGAUCAAUAAGUAGAAGAAGAUGGCCACGUCAGCGCUCAACCCAAACGCGCCAAUAUUCGUGCCGACGGCGUACCGCGCGGUGGAGGAUUUUUCCGACCAGUGGUGGGACCUCGUCCAGUCCUCACCCUGGUUCCGCGACUACUGGCUCCAGGAGUGCUUCUCAGAUCCCCAAAUCGCCCCGCCCUUCUCCGAUAUCGCCGGCGCCACCCAGGACGGCGUCGAAUCGGACGGAAACGCCGCGUCGAAAGAGCGGGGAGGCGGCGCAGAUCUGGUGGCGCUGGGGUGGUUGAAGUGGCGGCGGCCGCGCGGAGGGCCGGAGGCGGCGCCUAGGUACCGUGAGAAAGCGCCGAAGUUCGUAAGUGCGAGGGUCAGCCCGAGGCCGAUUCAGCAGCCGCGUUAGACCGGGCCGGGUUAUCGACCCAGUGUGAGUUGAGCGUGUUCAGGAGCUUCUGUUUUGUAUAUGUUUUUUUCUUUUUUUCCAAAUUCCCCAGUAAUUUUGUUAAUUUCAGCUUCAAACUUCCAGUUGUGUACUCGUGUUAUAAUUGUAUACGCGCUUUUAUGUGGAUAAUGGAGUAAUAAAGUCGCGAUUUUAGAGACAAACGCACCUUUUUUUUUUUAAUGAGAAAAAACAUUAUGCUUCAAUUCCUUAUCAUAUCACCUAUGAAUUGUUUUGGAGAAGCUACAAUGAAGUGCCUCCUGAUCUAAACGAGCCUAAGCGAGUUUGAGUUCCUGAUACUUGAACUUAGAUUUAAGACUUUAUUGAGCCAAACUGAGUUUCGCUUGUUUAGUAACGAAUUCGAG